CCGCGCGGCGCCGACGCUGCGUGCGGCGCGGUUUCCCGGCGUGCCGCGCGCGGGCCGCUCGCUGGAGUCGGCUCUCGAGGCGGCGGCGGCGGCCCCGGCGGCUCCUGGUCCUCGUCCGCCGGCCGCGGCGCCCCGGGCCUCCCCCGCGCCCGCCGGCCCGCGCCCCCGGCCCCCGGCCCCCGGCGCCGCGGGGAGGAGCGGCCCGGCCCGGCGCCCCGAGCCCCCGCCGCCCCCGCCGCCGCCGCCCCCCGCGCCCAGGCAAUGACAGCGGCUCCGGCGUCCCCGCAGCAGAUGAGGGACCGGCUGCUGCAGGCCAUCGACCCCCAGAGCAACAUCCGGAACAUGGUGGCAGUGCUGGACGUGAUCUCCAGCCUGGAGAAGUACCCCAUAACCAAAGAGGCCCUGGAGGAGACGCGCCUGGGCAAGCUCAUCAACGACGUGCGCAAGAAGACCCAGAAUGAGGAGCUGGCCAAGCGCGCCAAGCGGCUGCUCCGCAGCUGGCAGAAGCUCAUCGAGCCGGUGGCGCAGGCGGAGGCGGCGCUGCGGGGGCUGGCGGGCGCGGGCUCGGCCAACGGGGGCCACCACUGCCGGCCCGACGCCGCGGCGCGGGGGCUGCAGGAGCUCAAGAGCCGCCUGGACCCGCCGCGCCUACCCGCGCCCCGUGCCGACCGCCCGAGCGGCCGCAAGCGCCGCGGGGACCCCCGCGACCUGGGCCCCCCCGGGCCGGCCCCCAAGCUGCCCAAGGCCGCGCCCGAGCCCCCGCCCGCCGUCCCGUCCCUGUCCCCACUCCCCACGAACGGCGUCGCCGGCAGCCCCGAGCCCGGAGACUGUGACCGGCCUGGCGGCGCCAAGAUUCCCGUGAACGCCGUGCGCCCGCACGCCGGCCCGCCGGGCCCCGCGCCACUGGACAGGGUGGACGCCAGGGCCCCGCCGCCGCGCUGCUCCUUCGGCCCCCGGAACUCGCGGCUCGAGGGCCCCUGCGCCCGGAGGCGCAGCCCCUACGCGCCCAAGGGCUCGGCGCCCAGCCCCUCACCGCGGCCGCCCUCGCUCGACGCCUCGCGGGUGCCCUCCCCGCUCCCACCGCCCUCCGCGCCCCUCCCGCACCCGCCCGACCCGGAGCCGCCCGAGAGCCGCUGGCCCGAGCCCCCCGUCGGUCACCCGCGCCUGGCGGGCCCCCCGCCCCGGCCCGGACUCUCGCCCGACGCCGCAUCCCCGGGGCCCGGGCCAGGCACCGACAGCCGGCGGAAGAAGCGCUACCGGCCGCGGGACUACACGGUGAACCUGGACGGCCAGGCGGCCGAGGUGGCGGCGGGCCUGAAGCCGGUGCGGUUAAAAGAGCGCAAGCUGACCUUCGACCCCAUGACCAGACAGAUCCGCCCACUGGCGCAGAAGGAGCCGGCUCCCGGCGGCCCCCUGCCCGCACCCCCCGCCGCUGCCACCGACCGCGAUGCCGCCGCCCCCGAACCCCCGCGGGCCGAGGCGGCACAGCACAGCCCCUUGGAGCAGACGAACUGGAAGGAGCUGUCGAGUAACGGCCUGAUCCAGACCUACCUGAGCCUGCGCAGCAGUCUGCUGGCCUCGGGGGCGGGGGCGGGAGCCGGAGCCCAGGGCCCCCACCUGCGGCCGGAGCAGCUCGCCCGCCCCGCACACGUGCUGCUGCCGCCACCCAGCCCGCCCACCGAGCUGCCCGGCCUGGGCCGCGAGGUCUCGGACGCCGACGUGGCGCGGCUGCAGGCUGCCGAGUGGCCGGGCGUGAACGGCUGCCGGGACACACGGGGCGCCUGGUUCGACUGGACGCAGUGCAUCCCGCUGGACCCGCACGGGGACGAGGGCCGCCUCAACAUCCUGCCUUACGUCUGCCUGGACUAGCGCCCCAGGCCCCCUCGAGAAAUGCUGCUACCGGUUUACUGACCCGCCCGGGCCGGGCCCGCCGGCCGGCGCUGCACACGAGCCAGCCCCAGGCCGGCGGCCAAGGCUCAGGUUGGGGCGCGGCCCCGGUUCGAGUCCCGGCCCCGUCUUUUCAAGCGAUGCUGCAGAAAUGUUCGGUUCCCUUCCCCCCUUCUGACCUCAAGCCAAACAACCCCCCUUCUCUGGCCUCCCCCCCCAGCCAGCUCACAAAGGUCCCCUCUCUGGAGCCCCCCCCAACACACAGCAGCCGCGGGUGCUACUGGGGCGGGAGGCCGGUCUGCCCGCUGGAACACUCGGAACCAUUCCUCUAGAGCCUUUGCCUUAUGGUUACUCCUCAGCGCGAUUCGCAAAAUCAAGGAGCCUUAGUGAAUGUACAAACCAGACUUCUGCGGCGGCAGAAGCAGCGACUCGGCCGUUUGGUCCAGCGUGUGAACAUCUUGUGAUAUAUGUGUGGAAAUAAAAACCAUUUGCACAA
Erinaceus europaeus (western European hedgehog) is the source of this 2383-nucleotide messenger RNA. It is a transcript of the gene MED26, whose product is annotated as mediator complex subunit 26. The record is from RefSeq and is a predicted model, not a curated record. Gene Ontology annotation, molecular function: transcription coregulator activity. The transcript is spliced from 3 exons. Gene Ontology annotation, biological process: positive regulation of gene expression; regulation of transcription by RNA polymerase II. Gene Ontology annotation, cellular component: nucleus; mediator complex; core mediator complex. Bases 262 to 1869 code for a protein of 535 amino acids. NCBI's taxonomy places the organism in Eukaryota, Metazoa, Chordata, Mammalia, Eulipotyphla, Erinaceidae.